AUGGCUGCAGACCUAAAGGACUUUCAGUUAUGGAGGAAUGGCCCGUCAUGGAUACGUGACGCGGAUCAGUUUCUGGUAAGGUUAAACAACUCACAAGUCUGUUUGAAUAUUUCAGAAAAGAACAUAGAAAAGGAAGUCAAAAGCAAUUGUCUGACUGCAUUAGUAGAGGCAGCUCCUGAUCAUCCACUUGAUCAUCUUGUUCAACGAGUAUCUUCAUGGUUGACGCUCGUUCACACGGUUGGCUAUGUCCUUCGCUUUCUACGGUGCACGAAGGGUCCAUUUGGGGACAAGGGCUCAAACUGUCUUACGUUUGAGGAAAUCACCGCGGACGGCAUUGUAUGCUUGCGCCACGCGCAAACCUGCUUUCAGGAUGACUAUCAAUUGCUACUCGCAAAUAAACCAUUGCGAAGUCGAUCUCAGCUGGCUAAACUCUCGCCAAUGAUCGACAAGGACGGACUACUCAGAGUUGGAGGACGCUUGCACCACUCGCAAUUGUCCACAGAGGCGAAACAUCCAGUUUUGCUACCGAAAUCUCAUCGCAUCACCAAGCUGAUACUUGAAUACGAACACAGGGUCAACCUGCACCCUGGCGUCUCAUCACUCUUUGUUAUGCGGCAUCAUACAUCACAACAAAGGAUGGCUGAUCUACCCAGCAUUCGUGUCACUCAGGCACUUCCAUUUGUAAACACUGGAUGUGACUAUGCUGGUCCAAUCCUUCUUAAGGAUGGAAAGGGGCGCAAACCGCGCAUUGGUAAGGGCUACAUAUGCCUAUUUGUUUGUCUGGUCACAUCGGCAAUCCAUCUGGAACUUGUAACGGACUUGAGCACCGACUCAUUCUUGGCCGCGCUAAGACGUUUCGUCUCUUUGCGUGGCAAGUGCAACAAAAUCUAUAGCGACAACGGAACGAAUUUCAUUGGAGCUAAACGCUCUCUUGAUGAAAUGCAGAAGCUGCUGGCAUCUCAACCACACAUCGAAAAGGUUAGGAAUGCUCUGGCUAAUGAUGGCAUUCAAUGGGUAUUCAUUCCACCACAUGCUCCUCAUUGGGGAGGAAAAUGGGAAUCUGCAGUCAGAUGCGUAAAGCUGCAUAUUCGCCGAGUGAUUGGGAAAUCUACUCUCACCUACGAGCAGAUGCGAACUCUACUUGCACAAGUCAGUGCGGUGGUCAACUCACGACCCUUGUGCUACAACUCGGACACAGAUAUCAAUUAUUUGUCGCCAGCACAUUUCUUGAUCGGCAGGCCUCUCACAACUAUACCAGAGGCAGACUUAGGCCACAUCCCCGUGGGCCGACUUGGGUACUGGCAAAGUAUCCAAUCUAUGAUGCAAGGUUUCUGGAAGCAAUGGCAUCAGGAGUAUCUUACCACAUUGCAACAGCGUCCAAAGUGGACCACUACAACACCAAAUAUAGCAGUGGGAGAUGUGGUGCUUGUAAAGGAAUCGAACACCCCACCAGCUCACUGGCAUCUGGCGCUGGUUCUCGAAGCGGUUAGACUCAAGACCUCUUCGGGAGAAUUAACUCGGCCAAUCACCAAGGUUGCGGUAUUGCCCCGUUCAGAAACUGUGUUUCAGGGCGGGCCGGGAUGUUCAGGAACGGAUUGCGUUUAUCGAUAA
Drosophila willistoni is the source of this 1611-nucleotide messenger RNA. RefSeq lists its product as uncharacterized. The record is from RefSeq and is a predicted model, not a curated record. The coding region runs from base 1 to 1611 and encodes 536 amino acids. Gene Ontology annotation, biological process: DNA integration. The transcript is spliced from 2 exons. Gene Ontology annotation, molecular function: nucleic acid binding. Lineage: Eukaryota; Metazoa; Arthropoda; Insecta; Diptera; Drosophilidae.